Messenger RNA from Durusdinium trenchii, 2043 nucleotides. The record is from the annotation of a GenBank genome assembly. Lineage: Eukaryota; Dinophyceae; Suessiales; Symbiodiniaceae.
AUUAGACACUUGGCACUUCGGAGGCAUGACACUCCCCGCGGCUUCCGCCGCCGCGCCGCUGGUCCCCCCCGGUGGGUUUCGGACGGCCGCCUCCAAAAGGUGGUUCCGCACUCGUUGGCACCGGUCGGUCUGCCUGGUUUGGGCCGGCCGAACGUCCCAUGGGCGGCCAUGGGGAAUCGCUGUGCGAGCUGCGACCCGUGUGCCGAAGAGGCCUUGGUUGGACCGGUCCUGGAGACGCUUCCGGCAGUGGAUUGGCAAGACAUGGAGGUCGGCCUUUGCAUCAGUGGCGGUGGUCUGGGGGGCCGCUUGCACCACGGUAGGCGUCCUGCGUGCGUUGGAGCUUCUAGGCCUGGCGCAGCACGUGACGAAGCUCUCAGUGGUGGCUGGCAGUGCGUGGGCCUCGUGCGCCUACGUGUUCGGGCAGGCCAGCGGGCUGCACUUGCUCGGCUCGCUGACGCGGCCCGGCUCCUUGACCCUUGAGGCGCUGGACGCCUUGUCGGUGCCCCUGCUGCAGAGCGCCACUCGGAACAGGAGCCAGGCGCCGCGCAAGACGACGAGCGCCCGGAACGGCGCUGCCGUGGAGGAGCUUCUGUUGCCCUUGGUGCGCAGCCAGUGGUUGGAACCCUUCAACUUGGACCAAAAGCACUUCAUCGCCGGCAGUGAACAGGAGAAGAAGCAGAUCAUCCAGCAAUAUCCCAAGAUGAAGGCCGAGGCCUUCGCGUGCCCACGCAGUGACCGGCCGAGCUGGCUGGUGGGGGGCACCUUGCUCUCGGAGGGGGAACAGCUGCCGUUCCAGAUGUCAGCCUCCAGCAUCAGCGGCCCCAGCUCACCGCAGAGGGACAGGGCUUACGAGCCGAUCCUUUUCCCCUUCGUCCGCGAGUUGGAGACCGAGACGCUGCAGAUGUUAGGUUCGGUGCCGACGUUUGCCUUUGGUGGGGUGCAGCACGUGAAUCGGAUUAGCCAGACUGCCCCGGUGCUCGUGGCGCCUGCGGAGCCGUUCACCUUGGCGGACAUGUUGACCUUGAGUGGUCUCAGCCGUGCUGCGAAGCUCCUGGACAGCCCUUUGACGCGUUGGCCGGUGAAGGCGGCAGGCAGCCAAGGCCACUGCAACCUGUCGAACGCAGAGCCCCAAGCGGCCUUUGCCGACGGCGCGUGCACGGACAACUCGGGGCUCUUGGCGCUGCUCCAGCGGCGGGUGCAACGCAUCGUGUGGGUGGACUUCGGCUGGGAAGCUGCGAGUGCGGGAUCUCCACAAGCGAACAACAUGAAUGACCUGAUGGAGAAGUUCGGUCUGCUCCAAGCAGGAAGCAGCCCCUUUGCGAAGCACACUCAGGUCUUCGGGGAGAACGAGGUGGCUGCGCUCCUCCACCAGCUGCAAGUCCGAAGGAAUGCGGGCGAGCCAGGUGUGGUGCGGCGAACGCUGCGCGUGGUGCGCAAUGAGACCUGGCAGAUUCCAGGUGGCUUCUCAGUGGAUUUGGUGCUGAUCCAUAUUGACCGUGUGGACAAUUUCGAAAAAAGCCUUCCGGAGGAUACCUAUGAAGAGCUUAAGAAAGGCUUCAGCGGGUGCUUCACCAGCUUCCCGUUUCUCCGGCCGAAAAUCAGCUCCGUCGAACAAGGCAGCGCCGCCUUCAGCGUCCGGCAAGCGAACCUCCUCGCCGCGCUGGCGGAGUACCAUGUGCGCUAUGCCUCGUCGCUGCUUCGAAGCCUGAUCCCCAAUAAAGGACGGAUUCCGGUGCAACCGCAACCGAUGCUCGAGAGGAGCGGGAAUAGCCGCCCGUUGCUGAGCAGCGGCUUGAACAGCGACAUCCACAAGGUCUGAGCAGUGUGAAGGGGUCCACGCGCGGUCGCGCUUCGCACGGUUCACUGGGCGUUUUGGUCGUGCGUUUUGGGCGUGCGUUGAGGGCACUUCGUGAAGAUGCAAGGAUUGGGGCCGAAACAGUUGAUUGACCAGCCUUUUCAUCCCUCUUCUUCUUUGGACCAAAGCACCGUGGUGAUGGAGUUGCUUACAGUCCUGAGCUGACACUGUCAUUUGUCAAUUGUCCA